This is a messenger RNA of Bactrocera neohumeralis, 4859 nucleotides long. RefSeq lists its product as uncharacterized. Bases 529 to 1374 code for a protein of 281 amino acids. NCBI's taxonomy places the organism in Eukaryota, Metazoa, Arthropoda, Insecta, Diptera, Tephritidae. The record is from RefSeq and is a predicted model, not a curated record. The transcript has 7 exons.
CCCGACGUGUAAGCAGCGCCAGUUUUCGUUCGCCGUUCGAGUGCUGUGUGUCGUCGCGUAGGGGGCGGCGCGUGCGAGUCAAAAACAUAAUAAAUAUCAGCCACGUUGGAUACAAAAUCGAAAGCGCUGCGAACGCUCACUUCGCGCACAUACCAAUUACCAAUUACCGUUGGGUGGGUGAGCAGUUUUGACAGUUGACGAAUGGAAUAAUUAAAUUCCAUAAAAGUUAUUGAAUAUUUUAAAGUUUCACGCUGCGGAUUCAUAGAAACGAUAUUAGCGCGGCGGCGAACUCUUAUCUGCGGCGAAAGCAAAAACGGUUAAUAUAACUGAAUGUUUAAGUUGAACUAAAACAAAAUUACAGUGAAUAAACACCAUUAAAAAAAGGUGCAAUUGAAAAAGUGAAUUAGUAAUCCGGAAGCUGGUCUAGUGUUUUGAUAAACUUUAGCGCACACACACAAUUGAAUUAAGCUUCAUAUUUAGCUGGCAAAUCAGCGCUGCUUACAAAGUGAAAAAAACAAUUAUUUCAAUAUGCUGCGCACAAUCGCCGAUAUACUGAUCGCCCGGAGCGACGAAAGACGGAGAAAUGAUCGGCAAAACUACAACAAAAACCCCGGCUAUAACUUUGUGAUAGCCGUGUAUGCUAUAGUUGCAAUCCUCGGCAGCGACCUGGUGGCUGGCGUUCGUGGUGAGGAGUGCGGCCAGGAGGAGUUUACGAAAUGUGCUGAGCCUCUGGAUAUGCUACAUUUAACCUCCGAAUUAUCCAUCGGAGCUGCCAAGAAGGACGAACUGCUUAAACUUUGCAAUGAACUGAAGAAGGGCGUUCGUUGCAUCCAGAGUUACACGCGGCGCUGCAUGCCGUUGCAGCAAAGGAACCAAUUCAAUAAACUGUACCACGGCACUAAUCAAUUCAUUCGUGACUUGUGUAACGAAGGCGAGUUUCAGGAUGAAUACCUAAAGCACGCGCAUUGUUCGGAAAUAGCCAAAAAGGAAUUUGAGGGUUGCGCCAAUCGCUAUAAGGAAACAAUGGUGUUUUUGAAGCCCAACAAGAAUCAGGAGAACCACGAGAACAUCACUUUGAAUGAAAAUAUAAAAACAAUUUGUUGUUCCAUCAAUGAGUUGGUGGAUUGCUCUGAAGAUGCCGCCCGCAAGAUAUGCGGCCACGACGCGGCGAAAUUCACACGGGAACUGGUUGACAAAUAUGCGCACAGCCUAACGAAGAUCUACUGUGAGGACUUCACACGGCAUCCGGAAAUGUGCCAUGAUGGACUCAGCGAUGACGGCGUGUCAGUAUAUCAGUCGCAUCUCGGUCGAGCGGUCGUGCUUAUCAUAUCAGGUGCCGUUGCGGCAUUCGGUGCACACAUGAGCAUUAGAUAGAUGAAAAGUGUGGUAACGUAAAAUUACAAAAAAUAUUUUGCUGCUUUGAUUUUUCCUAAGAUAUUACUAAUAAUCUCUUAAUUGUUUGAGAGCAACGAAUUUUCUUCAGUUUUUUGGGAAACGGACUUAUACAGUUAUAAAAACGAAUUUGAAAUUUAAAAGUGAAUUAAGAGAUUACGGCAUGUAGCUGUAUAAUUUAAGUUAAAAAGCAAAUCAAAUAGAAGACAUUGCAAUGUAUCAAGAAGAACAAGAAGAAAGACACACACACACAUCUUAGUAUUUAAAUGGGAUUAAUGAAAUGGAUAUAUAUAUAGAAAUAUUGUAGCUUUGUUUGAAACAACAUAUACAGUUAAUAGAGUGCUAAUGGAGAGUUGGAAGGGUGCAUGAAGAGUAGAAGAGGCGAGAAUGUGCGGAAUUAGAAAUUAUAGUUAAAAUUAAAAUUUAGGGCUCAGGAAGCCUGAUUUAAGAGAAAAUUACCAACACUCACACAAAAUUACACGUUUAGAGUACCAACAAGACCAAAAAUUUUACAGUACAUACCUACACAUACACAAAUUAAUUAUAAAGUAUGUUAGACUUAGUAGAAACAUAUUGAAUUUACUUAUUGUAUUUGUAUGCACUUGUUUAUUAAAACGAUAUAAAAGAAUUAAUUAAAAUGAAUUGUGAAAUGGAAAUUGCAAAAUUUGGCAUGAAGAUAUUACGCCGAGAUUAAGUGAUUUAACACGUGGCAACACUUACACAUACAUAUACUCGCAUAUGAGUAUUUGUUUUGCGUUUAGCUCUUCUUUGGAACAAAGAGAAUUUGUGAGUUGUUUCACUCAUUGGAGAGUAUAUUUUUAAGAGAAUAAAUGUAUUAAAUCAGUUUAGUUAUAAGCUAUUAAAUUUUAUUAAAUUUUUAUGCAAUGUAAUGGAUCAUAGAUAUAAAAGAAACAAAUCAACUCGAUGGUUUCCUUUUUUACUUUCACUAGUCUUUACAAAUAGCAGAUUACCCAUGUUCUUUGAAAGUUCGUGCGCGGGAAAAAUGGUCUGAUGAAACUGGUGGUGUCCGAUGAAAGAAACUGCUGGAGUACGAUGAAAGAAACAGUGUAUGAAGUCUAACUGAAGCAGAUAAUGAGAAUAAUUAUGCUUUCGACUAGUUUUUUUUUACAAAAAUAUUUUUGAAAAUUGUUCAUAAUUUUUUAUACCAAGUCAAGAAAGAUUCACAUUUAUGCUCGCUGCAGAUUAUAAAAGUAAAAAAAGAUGUUUAGUGUACCUUGUACUGGCCAAUGAUUAAAGUCGCGAAGUUCGUGGAGCACAUGAGAGUCCACAAAAUCCUUGAGGAACUGAUAUUACUAUUGACCAGCUGGGUAAUACAUGUGGUCCUCUUUUAUUUACACAUUCUUUUAAUAGAAUAUUUUUUUAUGAAUUAUUGUUGAUAUUCAAAAUCCAUAGUUUAAUACAAAAUUUUUGUUUUUUUAUUUUUUUUUAAAUUAAAAUAUUUCUCUUUAAGGUCAAUAGUAAUAUUGGGUAGUCGAAAAAGUCUUUUCGUAUUUUAUUAAUAGAUGUCGUUGCAGUCGCAUAUCUCCCAUGCUACCAAUCACAUUUUGUCAUUCCUUACAGUGUUGGAAAGGUGAGGUCUUAAGCUUCAUUUAACAAAAAAAAAAUUAAAUUCGGGAAAGUUGAAAAAAGUUGCAGCUGUUCAAAAAUGAGUGAAAAUAAUUAUGAAAUUCGAUAUAUUUUGAAAUUUUUGUAUAAAAAAGGGAAGAAUGCCACGCAAGCCACCAAUAAAAUUUGUGAAGUUUACGUAGACGAUGCUGUAUAUCAGUUCGUGUAGCACAACAAUGGUUUGCUCGCUUCCGUUCUGGAAAUUUCAAUGUGAAAGAUGCACCUCGCUUUGGUCGACCCACAGGUAUCGUUGAAAAAGACCAUGCAUUUAUGGAAAAUAUUGACCAGGACCGCACAUAAGCAGUCACGACAUCGCUGAGAAACUCAAACUUUCAUCAUCAAACGGUUUUGAACCAUUUAAAACAGGCUGGCUACAAAUAGAAGCUCGAUGUUUGGGUACCACAUGAAUUGUCUGUGAAAAAUUUAAUGGAUCGAAUUAACAUCUGCGAUUAUUUGCUGAAACGAAAUGAAAUCGAACCAUUUCUGAAGCGAAUGAUAACAGGAGACGAAAAUUGGAUCAAUUGCGACAAUAAUGUGCGAAGAAGUUUUACACUAAUGGAAUAAUAGCUCUAGCGGAAAAAUGGCAAAAGUGGUCCACCAAAAUAGUACAUAUUGGUUCAUCCAAGUUCUUUAUAAAUAUAAGAAAAAAAUGAGUUAAAGUUUGAUUAGAAAUACGAAAAGACUUUUUCGACCAACCUAUAUCUAUAUUCGAAAGUGAAACAUUCGAAAAGAUGGUGUGAAAGGUUAGACUCCCUAUUUUCGCUGGAAUCAGCAGCACGUGGUUGCUUUCAGCACUAUACGUACAUAACCCAAAAGAAAGAUUUAUCCCAAACGCCAAGCGACUUUAUUUAGAAGAAUAAAGUGCUUCCCCAUUUUUCGUGACAGAAGCUGUUCUCAGCAUGCUAGCUAUAAGGCAUCACCGAUUAACGGUGACAUGCUUUUAGACUUAGGUUUGCGCAUAGAUUUUCAGAGUACUUCGCGCAUAAAAACAGCUUGCAGGUUGAAGAAAUUGUCAAAGAAUCUCUUUUAAAAACGAUUUAGGCACCACAAUAAGCUUGUAAAAGACAGGGCAAGCAACAACCUGACUACCCUCGUUCAAAGUCAUAAUGACUUUCUGAGCUUACAUCCUAAAUUCCUACGCACAAACUGGAAUCACUUCCAUUUUAAAUACAUAAUUACCAAAUUUCUAUGAGAUGUACCUUUAGACCCCACCCACUUAAUCUGCAUUUACCAAACAAUGAAAUUUUUAGCACGAGUUUUUUAGGCUAGACCUGCGAAUACAUUUCGCUUAUGAAAAAUCAAAUAAAUAUUUGAGCAUAAUAAUUCAACUGCGAAUUUUUAAUUUAUGGCGUUUUCUGUAUGUAUAAGCAUAUACAUAUGUAUUUAUAAAAUAAAAAUAUUAAUUUAUAGCAAUAAAAAUAGAAAAGACAGCAACGCACAGCAAGCACUCAUUGUCAUUAGUAAUGAUAAUUUUAACUAAUUAUAAUACAAAGGAAACACAGAAACUUAUGUAUGUAGUUGUUGAAAAUUCACUUGUUGCAGUUAUGUAUGCUAUGCUCAUAAUUUAUACAGUUAUCUUAUGGUAAUUAGUUCGUUGUUAAGAUCCGUGCCAUUUGUUUUCUAACUAAUAACUAAUACUUAGUACACUUAACUUAUAGCCACAGCGUAUUAAGCGAAAUUUUAUUCAACACACGAAAGUUCAAUGCGAAUUUUACACAGCAAGUAGCAAUGCAAAACUGAGUAACAAGAAAUAGCAAAAACAAAAAUAAAAGCAAUGUCGUUGCCCGAUAUUGGAAUACAGUCAAUUACGAAUGUGUUACAUUUAUCGGUAACCAAAAUCA